This is a messenger RNA of Myxozyma melibiosi, 986 nucleotides long. RefSeq lists its product as uncharacterized. The transcript has a single exon. The coding region runs from base 95 to 913 and encodes 272 amino acids. NCBI's taxonomy places the organism in Eukaryota, Fungi, Ascomycota, Lipomycetes, Lipomycetales, Lipomycetaceae. The record is from RefSeq and is a predicted model, not a curated record.
GUUAAGGUGAUAAACAAGAUCAAUAAACACAAUCAAGUAUAUAAUCGAAUUAGUUGUAUAGAAUUGUCUAUUAUUUGCGAUAUCUGUGUACGGCAUGCCGACAAUCAACUUUGCGCUCACUCUGCUCGACAUCGAUCCCGCGCUCGUCAGAUCAUGGUCACACUACCUCUCGACGCUGCUUCCCCGCGGCCGUCUUCCACCUGAUUUCUAUCCGAGCGUGCAAGAGUCGUCGCUAAAGACCCACGAGGGCGCGUUCGACUGCAUCGUGUCGCCGGGGAACUCGUUCGCUCGCAUGGACGGCGGGCUGGAUCUGCUGAUCUCGCGGUUCUUUAGCGAGCCACGGGCGGCGAGCUUGGGGCUGGAGGAGAAGGACGCGCUGGUUGAGGUGCUGAGGUACGUGCAGCGGGUUCAUUAUCGGCGGUGGAAGGGCUUGCAGCCGGUGGGGAGCUGCUACUUGAUUGAUAUGCUGCCGUGGAUGGCCGAGAACUGUACAGAGCGCGGCGGCAGCGAGCAGGCACGGGUGGAUUGGAAUCGGUUCAGGUGCAGGUACAUUGCGCACUCGCCUACGAUGCGGGUGCCGUCUGCGCUGUGGAGGGAGGAGAUAGUCUACGAAUGCAUGUGGUCUAUGCUCAACGAGGUUUACAACCACAACCUCGCCGUUGAGCAAGCGCAGACAAGCGGGAGCAGCACUGCAGACAGCAGCCAAAAGAAGAUUGAGCGCGUGGUGGUGACGGGGCUGGGGACGGGCACGGGGGGGUUAGAUAGGGAAGUGUGUGCGCGGUUGAUGGUCACGGCGUAUGUCAACUUUCUGGACGCGAUCGAGGCGGGCGAGGAGAGUCAGGGGGAGUGGAGGUGGAACUUGGCGCGGGAAUGGGACCGGCGGAUUUCGGGGGGGAAGAAGGGUUCUGCGUGAGUGUGUAUGAACAGUGAUGAUGAGGUGUAUUGAAAAGUAUUGAACAUUGAACAUUGAACAUUGAACAUUGAAC